Molecule: messenger RNA, 1472 nt
Organism: Dioscorea cayenensis subsp. rotundata (Guinea yam)
Lineage: Eukaryota; Viridiplantae; Streptophyta; Magnoliopsida; Dioscoreales; Dioscoreaceae
Product: probable trehalose-phosphate phosphatase 6
Biological process (GO): trehalose biosynthetic process
Molecular function (GO): trehalose-phosphatase activity
Source: RefSeq, a predicted model, not a curated record
AAACAGAGCUCUUCUCUUCUCUUCUUUUUCACUCUGUAGAAUCUCGCCGGAGAUGACGAAGCAGAAUGUGGUGGCGCCGGAGGCGGUGGCAAUACCAUACCCACCACUCAGAGUAGCCUCCUCCACGGCGGCGCCAGGAGGUGGAGGGGCAGCAGGCUACCCCAUCCCAAGAAAACUACUAACAAAGUUGGAGCUUGGUGGAGCUACCAAUGGCUGGGUUGAGUCCAUGUUAGCCUCAUCGCCAACGCAUGCCAAGGCUUCCGCCGCCGCCGCCGUUGCCGCGGCGGCGCUUGACGGCAACACUAGCUCUUGGACUGUGAAGCAUCCUUCUGCACUUGAGUUGUUUGAUGAGAUUACGAAGAUGUCUAAAGGGAAAAGAAUAGUGAUGUUCUUGGACUAUGAUGGGACUCUUUCUCCCAUUGUUGAUGAUCCUGACCUUGCUUUCAUGUCUGAUGCUAUGAGAACUGCAGUGAGGAACGUUGCCAGAUGCUUUCCGACAGCUAUCGUUACUGGUCGGCGUCUAGAUAAGGUGUAUGAGUUUGUUAGAUUGGCUGAACUUUACUAUGCUGGUAGUCAUGGAAUGGACAUCAAAGGACCAGUGAAAGGACCACGCCAUGCAAAAACCAAGACCAAAGCUGUUCUCUUUCAACCAGCAAGUGAGUUCCUUCCUAUGAUAGACGAGGUUUAUAAAGCAUUGUUGGUGAAAACCAGGUCAAUUCCAGGGGUUAAAGUGGAGAAUAACAAGUUCUGUGCAUCAGUUCAUUUCCGAUGUGUUGAUGAGAAGAGAUGGAGUGCAUUGGCUGAGCAAGUGAGAUCAGUGCUCAAAGAGUAUCCCAAGUUAAGGUUAACACAAGGAAGAAAGGUGUUAGAGAUACGUCCCACCAUUAAAUGGGACAAAGGCAAGGCCUUGGAGUUCUUAUUAGAGUCUUUAGGAUUUGCCGACAAUGAAGAAGUGUUUCCGGUUUAUAUAGGUGAUGAUCGCACCGACGAAGAUGCUUUCAAGGUGUUGAGAGAUAGAGGACAAGGGUUUGGUAUCCUUGUCUCCAAAUAUCCAAAGGAGACAAACGCUUCAUAUUCACUCCAAGAGCCAUCUGAGGUCAUGAACUUCUUGCAUCGCCUUGUAGAAUGGAAAAGAAGCUCUCUCAAGCAUCAUUCAAGGGUAUAAUUAACUUAAGGAAAAAGUAGAGAAGAUGAAGGUGAAACCACCCCAACCAUUCCACCAUGAAAGCUAUGGAUGCAUGAUAUAUAUUAAUAUAUUUCAUAUAUAUAUAUAUAUAUAUAUGGUUAUGUAUUCUCUCCAACAAACAUUGGAGAACUACUUUUGUACUUUACCCCCUCUUUUUAGGGGGUUCUCUUGUGGGAAAGCAUACCAAAACAGGCUUCCUUGCCACCACACAAGAAGUUUUCAACUCUUGUAAUUAUUUUCUAUGUAUAAUCCAAAAGAAUAUAGAAUUUUCAACCCUUGGUUUCCA